Messenger RNA from Odontomachus brunneus, 2373 nucleotides. Its product is annotated as cilia- and flagella-associated protein 69-like. The coding region runs from base 32 to 1825 and encodes 597 amino acids. The record is from RefSeq and is a predicted model, not a curated record. The transcript has 7 exons. Gene Ontology annotation, cellular component: non-motile cilium; sperm midpiece. Lineage: Eukaryota; Metazoa; Arthropoda; Insecta; Hymenoptera; Formicidae. Gene Ontology annotation, biological process: positive regulation of flagellated sperm motility.
CGAAGAUCUCUUCUUCAAGAAGACCCUAUUAAUGAUCAUCGCACAUCUUGCCCAUAUUGACGUUUAUCUUUUCGUAAUUCAUUCUUGUCAGUUUCAAGUGAUAUUUAAGUUGUUUGGCGGCGAAGAAGUGAUUAUCUCAAACGUUCAGGUGAUGAGGAAAACGAUGAUCAUGCCGGUGAUCCUGCAGAUCGUUAAAUGCUGCGCCAACUGCAAGAUGAUCGAGAGGUCCUCAUCGUCGUUGAUCCUACUGGAGCACGCGAUGCACAUUCUGUCGCUAUUAGCGCCGCGAAUGGCGACGGAUUUUGUGAAAUACAAAGGCACACUCACAUUAUUGGAGAUGGUCGAUCGAGUUUUGAACGUCAAGUUCGACGAACAUCUCGCGACAAUUUUGACAAGAGCGAUCUGUUCGAUUAUCCUGCAGAACGAAGUCAUGCUACUGGAGGACUUUCGACAUCAUGAGAUGAUACCGUUGCUAAUCAGAUUAAUCAGCAAUAUCGCGGUUCUCGACAAACUUACAAUGAGAAGACAGCGAAUUCUAACAUUGCUGUUCACCGCCCUAGAGGGUCUCGUGAAAAAACAGACAUCUGUUCAACAGAUGUACGGUGAACGGAGCGUCCGACUCAUUAUCGAGAUAUUUGCGAGGUGUCUGUAUCAAAAGAAGGAUGACUUUCAAGUAGAUCAACGGCUGUUGUUAGCAAUAGGCUGUUACGUUUGGGAAUGUGUGGCGCGGUGUCCAACGAACCUGCAAAUUUUCCUGCAAAGCGGAGGACUAUACUUCAUGCUGGAUAUAAUUGAGAUAGCAAACUACCCCGUGAAAUGUCUAUACCUCGGCGUAUUAACCGAUAUGGUCGAUUGCACCUUUUGUGGGCCGUUUCUCUGCACCUGGAGAGGCACUGAUAAGAAGACAGGACUAAUAUCCUUGCUCGCGGUUAUCUGGCGGGAGGAAGAGGAUAGGAUCGGCAUUAAGAGACGCGCUGAUGGUUCCAUUGGAGAUCCAGAACUGCCUCAGAUGGGUACCAAGCAGUGGGCAGACACUUACAGUUCAAAGCUCACGGCGGACAGCAGUCCCACCAUGGUGGAUAUGAUCGGCUCGCUGCGAUCGAAGAUCUUCAGUAUUGUGAAAAUCAUCGAGAGGGAUAGCGACAAAUACGAGAUCGCCAACAAGCAUUACAAGGUCCUUCUCGAUGUGCUGCCGACGAAGGAUCGUAUAACAAUGUGCUGCGUCAACGUGUACCUGCAGCUGAAGCUCAGCCAGAUGUGGACGGAAAUCUCCAAGUACUUAGAGCAAACCGGCAUCACGCCCUUGAACGUGGACGCGCAGUUGAUCUCCAGCAUGGUGCAAUGGCACCAUUCAUGGGGAAUAUUCAUCGAGGAGAACCAGAGGAAGCUGAUUUCGGCCGCUAAGCGCGCGGAUGAGAUUCAGGAGAAGGAGGACUUCGCGAGGAUACGCGACUCCAAACUGGCGCCGACCCUGGAAGCGUUAAACGAGGUGGAUCUUCUCCGUCGCACGACCGACAGGUCGUACAUGCUGAGGAUGAAAAGUCUGCAGAGGCGACAGAUCAACGCGGCGUUGUGUUUCCCUCGCGACGCCGACAUCAAGCGGUGUCAUCGCACGUUCGCGGAAAAAGCGAAUUUCACGGUUAUACUCGGGCAACAUCAAUCGAUCGACACCUCGCACUUGAUCGGCUCGAGCGGCGACUUCGUGGAAUUACCCUUUGUUUCACCCCCGGACUCACCCUACGGAGAAACCUUUUCCUUGCUCGACAGUACUUCCGGUGCUUCCCUCUCUCUCUCUUACAUACAUCGUCUCGCGGACGAAUGCUAAAGUCGCUUCAACGAAUCGACGCUCUGUCUGCGUGGCGAGAUGUUUGUCGAAACAGAUGAAGACAAUUAUCGCGCAAUCGUUCGUAUCUCCGAAAUGAUAACGUCUUAUCUUGCUACGAUAUCACAGUUGCCUUCCUUAUCGAUGUAAGUCAACUGAGCGUUAUCUCCAAUGAAUUCUAAACGAUCUAAUCGAUCUAAUCGAUACUACCGCGCAUUGUAAACAAAUAAAUCCGACAUUUGACGGCGGAUUGAAGUUCAACGAUUUUGUCUUAUUUGCCUUUCGCUUGCAGCCGGUGAUAUUUAUAUUUACUGCAUUAAUUUCUCACACUUUACAUGUUUAUCUUUGAACCUAUCUCUUCCAUCUUCCCACCAGUCCUCUUCGUUCCUGAGAGCAAGCUCCCCGAAAUCAUGAGGUCUGUUUUAGCUGAACUAUCUGAACUCGUACAUAUUGAAACAAGUUAGAAUAAAACAAAUUGUUUCACUCUGACUUAUUGCAGCAGUCUUAUUGCGUCAGUUCAGACAGUUUAGCUGAGAAGAAUAGACCUAAAA